GCUCAAGGGCAUAUAACUCCAAUGAUGCAACUUGCAAAAGCCCUUCACUUGAAGGGUUUCUCAAUCACAGCUCUCCAGACCAAGUUCAAUUACUUUAUCCCUUCAGAUGGCUUCACAGAUUAUCAAUUCGUCUCAAUCCAAGAAAGCUUGCCGGAGUCUGAUUUCAAGAAUCUCGGACCAAUACAGUUUAUGCUUAAGCUCAAAAAAGAGUGUCAGGUGAGCCUCAAGGCCUGUUUAGGUCAGUUGCUUCUCCAAAAAAGUAAUGAGAUAUCAUGUGUCAUCUACGAUGAGUCCAUGUACUUUGCUGAAGCUGCAGCCAAAGAGUUUAAUCUUCCAAACGUCAUUUUUAGCACAACAAGUGCCACAGCUUUUAAAUGUCGCUCUGUAUUUGAGAAACUCUACGCAAACAAUGUUCUGGCUCCCUUGAAAGAACCAAAAGGACAAGAAGAAGAGCUAGUGCCAGAGUUAUAUCCCCUGAGAUACAAAGACUUUCCGGUUUCACGAUUUGCAUCAUUAGAAAGCAUAAUGGAGGUGUAUAGGAACACAGCUGACAAACGGACAGCUUCCUCUGUGAUAAUCAACACAGCGACUUGUCUAGAGAGCGCAUCUCUAACUUUUCUGCAACAACAACGGGUAGAAGUUCCAUUUUAUCCUAUAGGCCCUCUUCACAUGGUGGCCUCAGCUCCUGCAAGUCUGCUUGAAGAGAACAAGAGCUGUAUCGAAUGGUUGAACAAUAAUUCCAAAGUUGUUUCUAGAGAAAGUAUCAUAUCCUAAAAAAUCUAUAAGUGAUGCCAAAAUGUAUUUGGAUAAUAACUGACUGGAAAAGACAUGGAGGCCAUGAAUAAACAAAACACAUUUCAUUUCUCUAGAGGUUCACAAUCACUCUAGUUUAAGCUAACAUCGACGAAUAGAAUCACUAUAAACCUCAUUACUAGGAUAAAAGAAUGACCAUAAACUCUUGCCUAAAGUCUAGAAAACUAUUAAGAUACAUGAACAUAAAAGAAACAAAAGAAAUGGAUCAA
Molecule: messenger RNA, 1022 nt
Organism: Camelina sativa (false flax)
Lineage: Eukaryota; Viridiplantae; Streptophyta; Magnoliopsida; Brassicales; Brassicaceae
Product: flavonol 3-O-glucosyltransferase UGT76E12-like
Molecular function (GO): quercetin 7-O-glucosyltransferase activity; quercetin 3-O-glucosyltransferase activity
Source: RefSeq, a predicted model, not a curated record